ACACUGCUGACCUCACUGUCUCUUUGUGAAGGGAAAAUCCAGAGUUGCAUUCUGUGAAAUGGCAAAUGGUCGACCAGCUGCGAGCGGAGCACAUCUCUGUCUCUAACCUAACACAGGCCUACAGAUGAGCGCUGAAGAGCCCAGUGCCACACUCUCCUCUGAACAACAGAAGAUACAAGGAAAACAUGAAUCUUGAUGGAGUUACAUCAUCUGUGAUUGAGAAUCCUGUGGCUGUCAGUCAUCCUUUCCACCCAGAGAAGACAGGAGAGGGAGCGGCCCGAGGAGCUCAGAGUCAGAGCUGCCAUGCCUGGCUGAGAGGAAUCCACUCUACAAACCACAUGUCAGCCCAUAGACUGGUGAGAGUACUGGCUGCUGUGUGUGCAGUAGGACUUCUGGGAGGCUUAGCAAUCGGAGUGUGGUUCCUAGUGAGGUUGUUGUUGCGGCCUACCUCUUCCCAGAGCCCAGCAGGGCUGGGGGACACCAAGGAGACGUCCUUCUGUAACGUGACCGAGGACAUCUCUGUGGCUGAUCCCAGGAAAGGUUCAGUGCUUUACAGAAUCAGCCCGGAGAACUCGCUCUUGGAGAUCCAGCUAGAGAAGGUGCCCACCUGGCUGCCUGUGUGCUAUGAGAGAUGGAACUCUUCCCUGGGGACCCUGGUCUGCCGCCAGCUGGGAUAUCUAAGACUGACCAAGCAAAAAGGGGUGAACUUAACGGACAUCGGACCAAACUACACAGAUGGCUUUAUACAGAUUACCUCCGAACACAAGAACAGCCUGGAAAAUAUAUGGCAGUUAAGGGGGAGUUGCGUCACAGGGAAGGUUAUAGCUUUGAAAUGUUUUGAGUGUGGGACGCGGGCUAAGCUGCCCAGGAUAAUUGGGGGAGUGGAGGCUACCUUGGGAAGGUGGCCCUGGCAAGUCAGUCUCUACUACAGCAACCGACACACCUGUGGAGGCACCAUCAUCACCAGCCAAUGGGUGGUCACCGCAGCCCACUGUGUGCACAACUAUAGGCUACCACAGGUGUCCAGUUGGGUGGUCUAUGCUGGUAUUGUCACACGCAUUUCAGCUAAAAUGGCUCUGUACACUGGAUAUGCAGUGGAAAAGAUAAUCUACAACAAGAACUACAAUCCCAGGAGCCACGACAAUGACAUUGCUCUGAUGAAACUGCGAACCCCAAUGAAUUUCUCAGAUACCAUCAGGCCUAUCUGUCUGCCACAGUACGAGCAUGAUCUUCCAGGAGGAACCCAGUGCUGGAUCUCUGGCUGGGGCUACACUCAACCGGAUGAUGUUCUCAUCCCUGACACGCUAAAAGAAGCUCCGGUUCCACUGAUAAGCACCAAGAAAUGCAACAGUUCCUGCAUGUACAAUGGAGAGAUCACCCCCCGCAUGCUCUGUGCUGGAUACACCGAGGGCAAGGUGGACGCAUGUCAGAGCUAUUGAGGAGGAAGAGGAAUAAAACAAUGGAUGAUCAGGGAGACUCAUGUAGGACCAGAACAGGCCUAGAGCAAACUGAAAAAUAAGUUGUUCCUGACAUUCUUCCUCCUGUUCUGUAACUGUCAUUUUACCUCCUUAUAACGGCCAUGUUUAUUGCAGAAAUGCAUACAUUAUUUAACAGUAGGAAAUCUUUUAUACUAUACAUGUUUGUCAUACAUUUUAUUUUUAGCACCUGAAUGAGAACAUAUUUAUACCAUAUAUUUGUCUUGUAUUGAAAAUAAAUUAUGCUUCAUAUCUAAACA
This is a messenger RNA of Coregonus clupeaformis (lake whitefish), 1735 nucleotides long. Its product is annotated as transmembrane protease serine 5. Lineage: Eukaryota; Metazoa; Chordata; Actinopteri; Salmoniformes; Salmonidae. Gene Ontology annotation, cellular component: membrane. The coding region runs from base 186 to 1439 and encodes 417 amino acids. The transcript is spliced from 12 exons. Gene Ontology annotation, biological process: proteolysis. The record is from RefSeq and is a predicted model, not a curated record. Gene Ontology annotation, molecular function: serine-type endopeptidase activity.